AUGUCCACCAACUCCGAGACCAACAACGAGGCAGUCAGUAGUGCCGAUGCCGUUUUUAUCAUUGAAUGCCUCAAGCAUCUCAACGAAUCUAAGCAGGUCGACAUCGGUAAAGUUGCCGCUGCCUUGAAGUACAGCAAUGUGCAAUCGGCCCGCAACCGUCUUCGCACCCUGGGCAAGCGCUAUGGAUUUCCAAACCUGGAAUGCAAGUUCCCUGCUACACCUACCAAGGCCGGCAAAGCUGGUGAUAUUGGCGAGGCUGUCAAAGAUGAUACUGCUGGCGAUGAAGAUGCUUCAUCUUCCGGCGAGACUGUCCAGGCCUCUCCCUCCAAGCCUGCUCGCAAGCCUGCCGCCCGCCGCAAGGGAGCCAAGGCCAACUCGAAGCCGAUUCCCGCCACUGGUCCGAUGAGCACCGAUGGCUCUGCCUCUCCUUCUAAGAAGCCUGCCGGAAAGCGCGGUCCAAGAAUCAAGGGCAAGCAAGCCGCCAUCAUGGAGUCCGUCGAAAUUCAGGUUAAAAAGGACAGUGAUGUGAAGAUGGAGAAGAUAGACGCUUAA
This is a messenger RNA of Aspergillus udagawae, 552 nucleotides long. RefSeq lists its product as uncharacterized. The transcript has 2 exons. The coding region runs from base 1 to 552 and encodes 183 amino acids. Lineage: Eukaryota; Fungi; Ascomycota; Eurotiomycetes; Eurotiales; Aspergillaceae. The record is from RefSeq and is a predicted model, not a curated record.